AUGUUGAUGACCCGAAGAUUUCUUCCCUGGACCAUCGACUUUAAGAGAACACCUGCUGCAGACAAACGAAAUGAAGAAAAUGCCCGGGCAGCCUUUGAUGGCUUUCCCCCAAUCAUUGGUCGCUUCUCAGAUAUGAAUCACACCCCAAUCAAUCCACCCAAUCCUUCAAUUACAUCUGAAGCCCAUGACGUGCUCUUCAAAGGAUAUGUACCAGGACAAUCGUACGAGACUUGGAUCGAGCCGGACCUUGAAGGCUUCCGCCACAGUCAGCGCCAUGAAGUCAGUUGGGGCCGCAGUCUAAUCUACAACCAGCCUCGGUCUACAGCAACAGAAGUUCCAUGUGCGCCCAUUGUCACAAUCUCGAAUCCCCAGAUAGAGGGGCCAAUUUCUUUGGGACUGGAUGGAAUAUCAAAUGCCUCACACAUUGGAGAUCGAAACAAUACUUGGUCACCUGGUUCAUCGGACGACGAAUGGACUGGGCCGGAUCGGCGUCCUAUAUUUCGCAUGGGCCCUACCCGGGGUAUCAACCUGCAUCAAUCCACAACAACCGGGUUACCGCAGUCUCCAAUGUUCGGAGUACCCCGGCAGGCGAGUCAGUCAGAUCUCGAUCUCCAUACACAAGAUGGAUCAUUGCAUGCCGCAACGCUUGAGGAACAAGAAAACGAUUGGGGGUUGCUCUCCACUGCGGAAUGGGAGAUCAAGGCAUCCGAACAAGGCAAUGGAGGUCUUCAUAAUGCUAUUCGUGUUGCCAUCCGAGAAAGUGCAAUCAAAAAGAUGUACUGGGUGGGCACCCUCGGCAUGCCUAUCGAUUCAUUGACAGAGCCAACUCGGUCCCAUAUCACCAGGCAGUUGGAAACGACACGCGAUUGCUUGACGGUUUUUGUGGACGACAGUGAAUUUGUGGGUUAUUACAAUCAGUUCUGUCGCUCGAUACUCUGGCCAAUUCUUCAUUAUCAGAUGCAAGAGGGCCCUCGGCAUGUUGAAUACGAAGAAUUCGCCUGGGAGCAAUAUAUCAAGGUCAACGAGGAAUUCGCUGAUAUCAUCAUCCGAAAUUACAAAGAAGGGGACAAAAUUUGGGUCUUUGACUACCACCUUCUACUUCUUCCGGAAAUGUUGAGGUCCCGUCUACCCGGGGCUAAUAUUGGCUUUUUCUUGACUACGCCAUUUCCUUCUUAUGAAGUUUUUCGAUGCUUGUUUUCACGCAACGAUUUGCUGACCGGAAUGCUAGGCGCUGAUCUUGUUUCAUUCCAGACAGAGGAAUAUUGCGCACACUUUGUCCAAUGUUGCUGCCGGCUGUUGGGACUCGAAAUGGUGAAAAGUGGGCUUCAAGUCCGGCAUCGUCGUGUCAGUCUCUGGCAUGAGCCUAUGCAGAUUGAUGCUGCCUAUUUACAGCAUGUUCGCCAGACACAUGAGGUCAAGGCCUGGAUGACUACUAUUAACAACGCAUACCCGGGGAAACGCCUCAUUACAGCGCGCGAUCGAAUGGAUGUACCAGGGGCAGUCAAACAUUCACUUCUGGCUUUUUACGAACUCCUGAAGACAUAUCCUCGAUGGAGAGGUAUUGUUACUCUUGUCCAGGUCAUAUCUGCAGCGCCUGAAACCCGGGACGUAGUGGACGAGAUUGUGAACAUUGCAACGAUGAUCAAUGUCAGUUAUGCGUCUGUCUAUUAUGAUCCCUUGGUGUUGGUUUUGCAAGACAUGAAGUACUCCCAGUUUAUCGCCCUGCUGAGCCUUACAGAUAUCUUCGUAUCCAUGUCCCAACGCGAGGGAAUGAACUUGACCUGUCAUGAGUACUUCCACUGUCAAGGCCGAUCGCAUUUCGGAUCCAGCUUUGGGUCAAUAAUCGUGAGCGAGUUCGCAGAAACUGGAGCGCUCAAAGCUUCCUUCACAUGCAACCCAUGGGACUACAAAAAUUGUUCCAAAACGAUCAAUCAAGCACUGGAGGAGCCAUUGAAGAGUCGUAGAAAAAGGUGGCAUCAACAAAAGAAUACAAUGGAAUAUAUGAGGCACGGUUGGAUGGACUGGCUGCAAUCCAGACUCCGAAUAGCCUGCAAGACUCGAUACCCUCCCCAAAGCGACGCUUAUCCGUUGAUAUUUCGUGCCGUGGCACACCUCUCUAACUGCGCAAGCUCACGCCUUUUUCUUCUCGAGGAUGGUUGUCUCUUUGGCGAAGGCCCAGGGGAUAUGUCGCUGGAUACCUUGAAGAGUAUAGAAACUCUUGCUAUGAACCCCAGCAACAUUGUCUACAUAACCAGCAGGCGAAGUAGGAUUCAAAUGCAACACGUCAUCGACACUCUUCCUGUCAAUGUCGGAUAUAUUUUCGAAUGCGGAUGCCAGAUCAAAUUAUCUUGCGAAUCCCAGUUUCGUUUUUUCCAAGAUCGAAAUACACAUGGGUGGUUGAAUGGAAUAUGGCACAUCAUGAGACUCUAUGAAGACCGAGUGGGUGGAGAUUGCAUUGAACGAAGAGACUGCUCCAUGGUAUUCCAUUACGGCGCUGCAGAUGACUACCCAGCCGCACUCCGAUUCGGAAAUGAGCUAGCCUUCCUAGCCAGAGCUUUGCGCGGCAACGAGUCCUACAAAAUCAUUCACAAAAACGCCUCCAUACACGCCGAGCCUGAUAUGAAUAUCUCCAUGGAAUCUGGUAUUGAGUUUGUCAUGAGCACAAUCCCGAAACCUCAACAUCCAGAGUUUGUCUUUGUCGUCGGGGGAGUUUGCGGCACGAAUGCCUUGUUCCGCUGGGCAAAUCGUAAACAAUGCGAUAUCAAAACACCCCCUCAUCAUGCGACCAAGGGCAGCAGGAGUCCUGCUGCUCCCUUCUCGUAUGUCUACACAGUUGGUAUGGGAUUGUAUGUUGAGGAUGCAAGGUUCAAGCUGCCGAUGGACAGGUCACUGAUGAAUAUACUGGAAACUUUGGCUAGUGCACCGCAUGCUUCCGCACCUCCAGUGAGAGGAAGCACAUGA
This is a messenger RNA of Penicillium nucicola, 2961 nucleotides long. RefSeq names its product trehalose-6-phosphate synthase. The coding region runs from base 1 to 2961 and encodes 986 amino acids. The transcript has 2 exons. NCBI's taxonomy places the organism in Eukaryota, Fungi, Ascomycota, Eurotiomycetes, Eurotiales, Aspergillaceae. Gene Ontology annotation, cellular component: alpha,alpha-trehalose-phosphate synthase complex (UDP-forming); cytosol. Gene Ontology annotation, molecular function: catalytic activity. The record is from RefSeq and is a predicted model, not a curated record. Gene Ontology annotation, biological process: trehalose biosynthetic process.